AUGCCUUUCGACGAUGCUCGGGACUGGAGUGGUCCAAAUGAUCCAGAGAAUCCUCGCAACUUCUCGACACGACGGAAGGGAGGCAGUACGAUAGCAUACACCGGCCUAGCCUUUGUCAGCACUCUAGCCGCGUCACUAUACAGUGCCGGAAUCAAUGGCGUGCAAGCCGACUUCAAUACCUCCAAGGAGAUUGGGAUUCUGGGCUUGUCGCUCUACAACAUUGGAAUGGCGUUCGGGCCACUCAUCGGGAGUCCUCUGAGCGAAACAGCAGGUCGUAAAGUCGUGGUCUUAGUGACAACACCCCUCUUCGCACUCUUUACGCUCGGGACAGGGGUUUCGCAAAAUGUGGCCAGCGUGAAUAUUUGUCGCUUUCUCGCCGGCGUGGUUGCAGCUCCUGCGAUAGGAAAUGCUAGCGCGACUAUAUGCGAUUAUACUGCUGGCCAGUAUCGAGCGAUCGUGAUGGCUUUCUACUACUCCAUGCCUACUUUCGGGGCUGUAACUGGACCUCUGAUCGGCGGGUUCGUGGUCAAGGCCAAAAGCUGGAGGUGGACUCAGUGGACGACUAUCUUCUUCAUCAUCGCCUUCUACCUACCUAUCUGCUUGACGAAGGAAACUUACAAGAAGACGAUUUUGCAGAGCCGCGCGAAGAAGUAUGGCAUUGAGGGCCCGGCUGUCGUGCAAAGGACGACUGCACAGUGGAUCCACUACUUUGCUACCACCUUAUUCAUAAGACCGGCACAUAUGCUCUUUACCGAGACCAUUGUUACUCUGGUCUGCAUGUACAGCGGCUUCCUUUUCGGGCUGAUGUACACCUUCGUCAUCGCAUCUCCCUGGGUAUACGAACACUGCUACGGUUUCGGCAUCACAGGACAAUCGCUGUCGUUCCUAGGCCUCAUACUCGGUUCAUUCCUUGCGCCCUAUCCUCUGAUCUUACUAGACCAUUACAUCUACCAACCUCGACUCAGAGUGUGGCACGAAACGCACGUGCAAGACGACCAGUUCCCUCCCGAGCAUCGACUAUAUCCUGCUAUGGUAGCAUCCCCUGUCAUGCCGAUCGCGCUGCUAGUAUUUGCUUGGACGGCACAGUAUCGCGUUCACUGGAUCGUUCCCAUAUUCUUUCAAGGAGUAGCGAUGAUGUCGUCGGUGGUGAUUUACGCACCAACGAAUCUAUUCAUGAUGGACUCCUACGGUCCUUUAUACGGAGCUUCAGCUGCUGGUGCAGCAAUGCUCAGUCGAUAUUCACUCUCGGCCGCAUUUCCGCUCUUCUCGUUCCAAAUGUUUCAGGCCCUGGGAGUAGGCUGGGCAACGAGCAUAUUAGCUUUCAUUACCGUGGCCAUGGCGCCUAUACCGUGGUUGUUCUGGAAGUUCGGACAUCGCAUCAGGCUGCAUAUAAAGUAUGAGACUAGUGCGUAA
Pseudocercospora fijiensis CIRAD86 is the source of this 1413-nucleotide messenger RNA. RefSeq lists its product as uncharacterized. The record is from RefSeq and is a predicted model, not a curated record. Gene Ontology annotation, biological process: spermine transport; spermidine transport; transmembrane transport. The transcript has 4 exons. Bases 1 to 1413 code for a protein of 470 amino acids. NCBI's taxonomy places the organism in Eukaryota, Fungi, Ascomycota, Dothideomycetes, Mycosphaerellales, Mycosphaerellaceae. Gene Ontology annotation, molecular function: spermine transmembrane transporter activity; spermidine transmembrane transporter activity.